Molecule: messenger RNA, 552 nt
Organism: Solanum pennellii
Lineage: Eukaryota; Viridiplantae; Streptophyta; Magnoliopsida; Solanales; Solanaceae
Product: BTB/POZ domain-containing protein POB1-like
Exons: 2
Coding region: 1-552 (183 amino acids)
Biological process (GO): response to red light
Cellular component (GO): nucleus
Molecular function (GO): protein binding
Source: RefSeq, a predicted model, not a curated record
AUGAAUUAUCUACUUACUUCGAAUGUGUCGGAACCUCAACCAGACUAUGGAUUUGCAUUUAAUAAUAGAAAUUACUCAGAUCGAGUGUUGAUGAUAGAGGUAGUACCAGAUUUGAUGGAGCUCAAACCAGAAGAUUGUUGCAAUGUUGAUGAUUCAGCGUGGAAAGGCAAGCGUAAGAGAGAAGAAAUCAAAACAAGAAGAAAUGGAAAACUCUAUUCACAGGUUUUCCAUUUGGGUAGACAAGAGCUUUUCCUGUCCGCACAUUGCAACAUAGACCAACAAGGUGUUGAACAUUGCUUGGGGUUGUUCCUCGGUAUGCAAGGGGAAGAGUCUGAGCCAAUUGCAGUGGAUUACGAGUUUUCAGUGCGUUUGAGACCAGACAACGAAUUUGUGAGCAUGUACAAGGGAAGCCACACCUUAAAUAAUGGCAUCGUUGUGGGGUGUCGCAACCUUUGUGAUAUAAGUUGGACCCCUUUUCUCAAUGAAGAUUGUUUGUAUUUCAUCGACGGAGUUCUCCAUAUUCGUGCUGAGAUUAGUGUGAUCAGGGAAUGA